AUCUACAUGGUUAUUACGUAUUCUUGCACUAUACAUACAACAUUACAAUUGAAACCUUGUGGAAGUUUUAAUCUUGAAAUUUGGAAAUAAAAUGCAUGUAAUCUGUCCUUGUUUUAAGGAAUAUUUAUACUUUCGUUUCGUGUAGAUAGACGUGAUUUUCGAUAAUCAAUUUAAAUGGCAGGGUCACCAGCGGAACAACAAUUGAUGCCCCUCAAUGAUGAUGCUAAUGAUGUGAAUGUAGCUGGCUUAAAUCAUGAAGUUAAUGUUGAGACAACGAAAUGUAUGGGAUACUGCAACCGACGUUUUACAUGGAUAUUUGAGACUGGACCUAACAAAACUAAAGUCUUGAUAAUCUACGCUUUUAUUUCUAUCAUAGUGAUAUUGGUAUUACUAAGUGUCGUAGCUCAUAAAAACAUAGAUAACAAUUCACCCUAUUCGAUGACAGACAACAUGGACAAUGAAUUCCUGAAACUACCAUGUAAAGUCAUUGAUCCAGCCCAAUAUCCACCAGUACAGAAAGAAAGUGACGACACAUGCUUCUACACAAAAGAAAAUAUAACAAAGAUAUUGAAUGCCACAAGAAAAUCAUUAUUUAAGAAACCCUGCAUGUGUAAUCAUACAACUCAUUGAAAGGGCACUGGACGGUUAUGUAUAGGUUACCAAAACGGGAAACGCUCAAAAGAUGUUUAGUAAUGACCAUACAGUAUUAUCCUUCAUUAUAUAUUGUAUUUUGUGGAUAAUUUUGAUACAACGAUCACAUUUUCCAUUUGAUUACGCAUUUGUAAACCCAUUCUGAUUUAAAAUGUUUUAUUAUUGUAUUUUAACAGUUCUAAAUGGUUACUUAUGUGUUCAGAAAAAACACUAUAAAUAUGUGUAUGCUUUUUUGCAUGUUUUGUUUUAUUUUUAAAAGACACUAUUAUUUCUGUACUAAAUAUGUAUAAAUCACAAAAUGGUUAGUUCAUGUCAUAAAGGUUUCAAGUGAAUAUGUAGCUAUUAUAAUUCAUUAAAAUCACAAAUCACAAUA
Molecule: messenger RNA, 1024 nt
Organism: Mytilus californianus (California mussel)
Lineage: Eukaryota; Metazoa; Mollusca; Bivalvia; Mytilida; Mytilidae
Exons: 3
Coding region: 175-630 (151 amino acids)
Source: RefSeq, a predicted model, not a curated record